AUAGGCGAAGAAAGAAAGAAAGAUAGAUAGAUGAAGCUUACGCUUGAGAGUUGAGACAAAAAAAAUUUAAAGCCCCCGCCAACCCCACUUUCCUGGUAUUCUCUUUUAUCCCCCGCACAACACCGCUAUUCUUUGCUUCGCAGACAGUAUGAAGGGCAUUCUCCUCCUCCUUCUCCUCCUCCUCCUUUCGCUGCUCUUCUGGGAACCGGUGCUUGGGGCCAAUGUGACGUACGACCACCGGGCGCUGGUCAUUGAUGGCACCCGGAGGGUCCUCAUCUCUGGCUCCAUACAUUACCCACGCAGCACUCCCGAGAUGUGGCCGGACCUGAUUGAGAAGUCCAAGGCCGGGGGACUCGACGUCAUCGAGACCUACGUCUUCUGGAACAUCCACGAGCCCGUCCGCAACCAGUAUGAUUUUGAGGGGAGGAAGGAUCUAGUGAGGUUUGUGAAGACAGUGGCUGAGGCUGGCCUCUUAGUACAUCUUCGCAUUGGCCCCUACGUCUGCGCUGAGUGGAACUAUGGUGGGUUCCCUCUUUGGUUGCAUUUCAUCCCUGGGAUCAAGUUUAGGACAGACAGUCAGCCCUUCAAGGCAGAGAUGCAGAAGUUCACUGCAAAAAUUGUGGAUAUGAUGAAGCAGGAGAAUCUAUAUGCAUCCCAAGGUGGACCCAUCAUCUUAUCACAGAUUGAGAAUGAAUAUGGAAAUGUCCAGUCAGCUUAUGGAUUAGCAGCUAAAACAUACAUCAAUUGGUCGGCAUCCAUGGCGACCUCUCUUGAUACUGGUGUACCAUGGGUGAUGUGCCAGCAAGCUGAUGCACCUGACCCUAUAAUUAACACUUGUAAUGGGUUCUACUGUGACCAGUUCACUCCAAAUUCUAACAAGAAACCUAAAAUGUGGACAGAGAAUUGGACUGGGUGGUUUCUUUCUUUUGGCGGAGCAGUGCCAUAUAGACCAGUUCAAGACAUUGCAUUUGCUGUCGCUCGUUUUUUCCAGCGAGGUGGUACCUUUCAAAAUUACUAUAUGUAUCAUGGUGGGACCAACUUUGGUCACACUUCAGGGGGCCCAUUUAUUGCUACAAGUUAUGACUAUGAUGCUCCACUCGAUGAAUAUGGAAUUAUAAGGCAACCAAAAUGGGGACACCUAAAGGAACUACAUAAAGCUAUAAAGCUUUGUGAAAAGGCCUUGGUGGCAACUGAUCCAACAUCCAGUUCUCUUGCUCCAAAUGUGGAGGCCCAUGUGUAUAACACAACAAUUGGCUGUGCUGCAUUUCUGGCCAACAUAGGAAUACAGUCUGAUGUAACUGUUAUUUUCAAUGGCAAGUCAUUCCAUUUGCCAGCAUGGUCUGUGAGCAUACUGCCUGACUGCCAAAAUGUUGUACUUAAUACUGCUCAGAUAAACUCUCAAACUACCAGUCAGCAAAUAAAAUAUCAAACUUUAAAACAUAAGCGCACAGAUGAAUCUGAUCACUCCUCUGAGGCACUACAGUCAGAUUGGUCUUUUGUUAAUGAACCGAUUGGUAUCUCAGAGAGUGAUGUGUUUGCCAAACCUGGGUUGCUUGAGCAAAUAAAUACUACGGCUGACAUGAGUGAUUACCUUUGGUAUUCCAUAAGCAUUGAAAUCAGCGGUGAUGAGCCAUUCCUUUUCAAUGGGACCCAAACUAACCUUCAUGUGGAAUCCCUUGGCCAUGUCCUUCAUGUUUUCGUAAAUAAAAACUAUUCAGGCCGUGGGAUAGGUAAUAGUGGUAAUGCGAAGGUUACUCUGGAAAAGACCAUUAUGCUUUCACGAGGGAAUAACACAAUUGAUCUUCUGAGUGCAACUGUAGGCCUGCAGAACUAUGGUGCAUUUUUUGACUUAUCAGGUGCUGGCAUUACUGGACCUGUGAAGUUGGGGGGCCAAAGUGGCUCAUUAGAUUUAUCUACAAAAGAGUGGACUUAUCAGAUUGGACUUAAAGGAGAAAAAUCCAGGCAAUUUGAGGAUUUUGAGGCUUCACAGUGGGUAUCCUUGUCAACCAUACCAACAAAUCAACCUUUGAUAUGGUACAAGACAACCUUUGAUGCUCCCGAGGGCAAUGACCCUGUUGCGAUAGACUUCACUGGAAUGGGUAAGGGUGAAGCAUGGGUGAAUGGACAGAGCAUUGGACGAUAUUGGCCAAAAAACAUUGCUCCGCAGAGUGGCUGCUCUUCUUGCAAUUAUGGAGGAGCUUUCAAGAGUGACAAAUGUCUAAAGAACUGUGGGAAACCAUCUCAGCAACUGUACCAUGUUCCUCGUUCAUUUAUGAAACGAGAUAGCAACACUCUAGUUCUUUUUGAAGAGAUGGGUGGGGAUCCUACAAAGAUAUCUUUCGUAACAAAACAGAUUGGAAGCGUGUGUGCACAUGUAUCAGAGUUGCACCCUGGCCCAGUGGAUGCUUGGAACUCUUCAGGACAGAAUAGAGGGACAUUGGGGCCGAUGUUGACUUUGGAGUGCUCCUAUCCUAAUCAACUUAUCUCUUCUAUCAGAUUUGCUAGUUUUGGGACUCCACAUGGUACAUGUGGAAACUUCAACCAUGGCAAAUGCAGCAGUGCUAAUGCUCUAGCUGUUGUCCAACAGGCCUGCAUUGGGUUAAAAUAUUGCAAUAUUGGUGUCUCGGCCAAGUCAUUUGGUGAUCCAUGUAAAGGAGUCACCAAGAGUCUUGCGGUUGAAGCUGUGUGUUCUUGAUAAGAUAGUGAGUACCGACCAUGCCAAUGGUGGAUGGGAGCAGAGUGUCGCUUGGGCUGGUGUAAAUGCAUGCCAAUAUCUGAAUAAACAUGUCAAGUGAUUCAGAAUAUAUAUAUAUAUAUAUAUAUAUAGUGAUAUUUAAAUAUUUAUGUUGUGCUGCAAGUGUUAUUUUAUUUCAAGAAUUCACUGAAGUGGAUGAUGGAUCUGUGUAUCAACAGCUUGAGAACAAUUAUAGACAGAUCAGUAUCCAUGGUAUGUGACAUGUGGCUAAUAUAGAUAAUAAUAGAAUAAGAAAGUUGUAAAAUAAAAUAUAUUUGAUACUUGUAGGAAUAAAUAGGGUUGAUGUAUUAAAUUAUCACACAAAAUCAAUUUCAAUUCGUUGGCGCGUCAGAGUUCUUUGUACCAAA
Messenger RNA from Dioscorea cayenensis subsp. rotundata (Guinea yam), 3102 nucleotides. Its product is annotated as beta-galactosidase 6. Gene Ontology annotation, biological process: carbohydrate metabolic process. Gene Ontology annotation, molecular function: carbohydrate binding; beta-galactosidase activity. Bases 149 to 2695 code for a protein of 848 amino acids. NCBI's taxonomy places the organism in Eukaryota, Viridiplantae, Streptophyta, Magnoliopsida, Dioscoreales, Dioscoreaceae. Gene Ontology annotation, cellular component: vacuole; cell wall. The transcript is spliced from 19 exons. The record is from RefSeq and is a predicted model, not a curated record.